AUGGGUUGUGCAGCUCAAACAAAAGUUAUCAAUGAAGAUGAAAUAACCUUUGAUUUCGAUGAGUUAAUCAUUUAGAAUGAACAAUCAAUUCUUGAAAUUCAUUCUCAUGUUGAACCCAAAGCCUUGUUAUUACGUACGUAAUAAAUCCUUCUUAUGGAUAAAGGAGAUGAUAGUUUUUAUGUUUCAAAUAAAACUCCAGAUAGUACAAAUCCAACUAGCUAUUCAAAUUAUUCAGCUAUGACUUCUAAAAAGCCUUGUUUAAAACUGGCAUUUAAUCCAGAAAUAUAAGUUAAAGAUAUUACAGAAAAGAAUGUUCAUUUUGAUAAUAAUAUCAAAGUAGUUUUUGGAGAUAAAGUGUAUUUAUUUAGAAAAGUAAAAAAAACAAAACAAAAGUGUUAAAAAAUAAAUCUUGACGAAAUCUUUUGA
This is a messenger RNA of Paramecium primaurelia, 426 nucleotides long. The record is from the annotation of a GenBank genome assembly. NCBI's taxonomy places the organism in Eukaryota, Ciliophora, Oligohymenophorea, Peniculida, Parameciidae.